AUGUAUUUGUGUCGGUGUCUGUGUGGAUUCACCCCUAAAGAGAGCAUCAGCGGUCAGACCCAGACGAAGUCGUCCGUGGCACGUGGUAUCCGCCAGAAAGUAUUAGAUUCGUACCCCAUGCUAGAAGAUGAGAUCGAGUCUCUGUUCCCCAAAAAGCAGCCCCUCUUUCUUGUCAAAUGCCAUGAUCGUAUUCAGAUGAUACACAGCAACGGCGAGCCACUGUUCUUCAACGAACAUGACGGACCAUGGAUUCCCACACUACGGUUGCUACACAAAUACCCUGACCUGCUGCCUCAUGAACAAGUGGACAAAGGCGCCAUUCGUUUUGUACUCAGUGGUGCACAUAUCAUGUGCCCGGGAUUAACGUCACCUGGCGCCAAAAUGAGCCCAGCGGAGAAGGAGACUGUCGUGGCUAUCAUGGGCGAGGGGAAGACGCACGCUAUGGCCAUCGGCAGGAUGAAGAUGUCCAGUGAAGACAUCCAAUCUAAAAACAAAGGAAUUGGAGUCGACAACAUGCACUACCUCCAAGAUGGUCUGUGGCAGACUAAAACUCUGACAUGAUUAUGAAAUAUUAAAAAAUAGAAUUCAUCUCGUGACUAGUCGGUCCUUGCCUUCAGCUUCAUUUGUCCAUCUGGUGAUUCUGUGGGAUUUUUUUGGCAAUUUGAGCGAAAGUAGAUCGGAUAUAAGUCUGCAAAACAAAACAAAAUGAUGUUAUCCCUCUGCUCAUCACCUUAGCUCUUGUUUUUACCCAUAACAACAACGCCAUAUUAGGGGCUGUGGAAAUGGCUUGCUUGUACCUAUACAUAAAACUGAUGAGG
This is a messenger RNA of Sphaeroforma arctica JP610, 818 nucleotides long. Its product is annotated as malignant T cell-amplified sequence 1. The record is from RefSeq and is a predicted model, not a curated record. NCBI's taxonomy places the organism in Eukaryota, Ichthyosporea, Ichthyophonida. Gene Ontology annotation, biological process: formation of translation preinitiation complex. The transcript has 6 exons. Bases 1 to 561 code for a protein of 186 amino acids. Gene Ontology annotation, molecular function: RNA binding.